ACCAAAUCAAUCUCUCUCUCACAGCAAUGAGACUUGUUGAUGCAUCAUCGUUGAUUGACCCCUCUGCUGAAAAUUUGGCAUCUCCGGGACUGGCGGAACAAGCUCAACGGCCACCAUAUGCUGCCUCUCCCACGAGGUCGUUGUUCAAUCAUGGCGGUCUCACCUGCAACCCUGUUACGGAGUCGGAAAUGAGUGAAGAAGGUGAGACGACUAGUGUUGUCCAUCAUCUACAAAGAGAUUCCGAUAAUCACUCAGAGUCCGAUUUGCUGUUGGAUAUGGCGGGAGGAAUGAUACUGAGCCCCCCAAGGCCAGGGAUGAACUUUUCUGAUGAAGAAGCGUUGCUCCUUACGCCCGAUUUCCACAUCGAUAUGGGGGGAGGAAUGAUGAUGAGCAUGAGCCCCCCAAGGAAGAACUACUUUUCCCAGCCGAUCGGAAAUUUCGAUCCAUUUACAUUGUCGAAUUUUGGAGAUGAUAGUGAGGUUCAAGAGUUAGAGAAUAGGAAGGGAAUGAUGAUGAGGCCAAAUUGUAUAGAAGAAGUUGAUGCUGUCUUGGGGCAGAAGAAUCAAAGCCUUGGAAUUUGGGAAGCAGAAAACAUGGGAGGGACGGUGCAAACAAGUGAUGUUAAUAAUGUAGAUGAGAGGUUCCAAUUGGCGGGAGGAAUGAUGAACUAUUCAUUGCCGUCCGAUGAUUCCCUUCCCCUAGGAGGAAGUUUUGAGCCAUAUAUACUUUGGGAUGAUGGAGCGUAUAGAGUGGGUCAUGAGUUGCAUAAUAGGGAAAGAAUAAUGAGGAUGACGGUUUCAAGGAAUGCUGUGGAUUCUGAACUUUUCUCCCACAAGGAGUUUUGGUUGAAUAUUGCUUUACAGGCAAUGAACAAAGGAUUGCCUGUGGCGCAUACAGAUGUUAAUCUUUUCUGUAAAUUUAAGUAUACUAGCUUCAGUUUAAUUGAAGUUGAAGUAGGGAUCAGGGGAGCGUGGAUUGAACAAAAAUCAGUUACUACUCAUCCACCAAGAAGUGGUGAAUGUGGUGUGUACAGUAGGGCCUUGUUUGAAUUUUUGGAAAAGGAGUUUCGGGAUACUUCCAACAGUGUGCAACCAAACUUCAAAUUGGCGUCCCUAGAAAACCUUGACAGGCUUUUUGCAGAGUUAGAAAAGUUUGUCAACCUUGAGAGGCUUGUUGCAGAGUUAGAAAAGAUUGUCAACCUUGCUGGAGAGUUUAAAAAGAGUCAUACUGUUCGCAUUUUGCCAGCACUACUUGAAGCAGCAUGCACGAUGAUGCAACUGGACUCACCAUGUGAACCCCAUUUUCCCAAAUCCAGUGCUGCAACAAAUGAAGAAACAAAAAACAGUAGUUCACACAAAACCCACACUAUCAACAUGUGGAAGAAACAUCUAGGAAUUAUCCGCCAGAUUCUUCAACAACAGUUUGUUCGACAACUGAUUUGUAAGAGUAGCGAUGCUGCUGCUAAAACUCUUACAGUUAGCACAUCUACGUUCAAGCGAGCUCAUCGCGACUUUGGCAUCACUAGACGCUGUUUAGAAGAUGUUGGUACUGCCUCGGAAGAGAAUCAUACUGCUCACAUUUGGCCUGCUGCAGGGAGGGGAGGGAUGCUGCUGCAACAGGAGGACUCAUCUUCUGAACCCCACAUUCCUGAAUCCAGUCCAACAAAUGAAGAAAGAAAUAAUGUUGUUGUUGUGGAGUUAAAUAAUAGCAUUGAUGCCAAAGGUGGAAACGGCAGUUCAGAGAAAACCAACACUAUCAGCAGGUGGGAGAAAGAUCAUGGAAUUACCCGCCAGGUUCUUCAACAACUGUUUGGUAAGAGUCGCGAUGAUGCUGCUAAAACUCUUAAAGUUAGCACAUCUACAUUCAAGCGAGCAUGUCGGAACUUUGGCAUCAAUAGAUGGCCAAAUCACAAGGGAAAAAUGCCCAAUUGCUCUCUAAACCAAAAACAAGAUGUACAAGUCGUUAAGAGACAUAAAGGAAUUCAACCAUGUCCUGCUCUGCCUCCUGAAGAAGCCACAACAACUACACUCCAAGGUAAUAGCGCCAUGUCCGUAAAGGCAACCUAUGAAGAUAAUACCAUAAGGUUUCCGCUCCCAUCCUCCUCAACUUUGAAAUAUUUGGAGGAGCAAUUGGAGACAAGGUUCAAAAUAUCUCUAGAAAAUUUUUCUAUCAUAUAUCAAGAUGAAGAAGAUGACUGGAUUUCACUAACGUGUGAUUCGGAUUUGAUGUAUGGUAUGAAUGUGUUGAGAUCAUCUGGCAAGACUGUAAUCAAAAUGAAGAUCAAGCCAAAGUUUGGCUGAUCCGUGGAUGGUUACAAGACUUCAUUUUUCUCCUUUCAUUCUCCCCAGGCCAUCUACUAGAUAGCAUUUCUUCCUUUUUGGUGUUCACUUUUCUUGGUUUGUUUUGUAACUUGUAUGCCGUUUUCUUCCCCUUAUACUUUUUGUAAUAUGAUGUGUACACUAUAACAUACUCUCGGCAAUGGUUGCUUAUUUUACUAUACUAUACUACUUUGCACUUA
Ipomoea triloba (trilobed morning glory) is the source of this 2518-nucleotide messenger RNA. RefSeq lists its product as uncharacterized. The record is from RefSeq and is a predicted model, not a curated record. The transcript is spliced from 3 exons. The coding region runs from base 27 to 2300 and encodes 757 amino acids. Gene Ontology annotation, molecular function: protein binding; DNA-binding transcription factor activity. Lineage: Eukaryota; Viridiplantae; Streptophyta; Magnoliopsida; Solanales; Convolvulaceae.